Molecule: messenger RNA, 444 nt
Organism: Striga asiatica
Lineage: Eukaryota; Viridiplantae; Streptophyta; Magnoliopsida; Lamiales; Orobanchaceae
Source: the annotation of a GenBank genome assembly
AUGGAGAGUCUCUUUUUUUGUGUCUCAAGCCAUGAUGGAAUCCGAGAGCCAGAUCCCAAGUCCCAAGAGCCUAGGCGAAGCGUAUAUAGUUCGAAUGGUGGAAUCCAAUUGGGGUUGACUUUUAGAGUCAAGUGGUUUCCAGAAGCUUCCAGGAACAUGAAAUUCGAGAGAUUGGCAAAGUGGGUUUCAGUCACAACUCCUUCCAACAUGUUACCUUCUAUAGAAAGACGUGUCAAGUUCACAAGUCUCCCAAUACUCUCGGGUAAGUUUCCCGUCAAUUUGUUAUGGCUCAACCAUAAUUCUUCAAGGGAAAACAAGUUCCCUAUUUCAUCUGGAAUUACACCGGACAAUGAGUUUUCGCUAAGAUCGAGGAUGGAUAAGAUUGCUGAGUUGAAAAAUCCAGGAAGGGAUGAUGGAAUGAGAUUGGUCAUCAAAGUUGUUUGA